CAAAGCAAUAUAGUAAAACAAGUGGAAAACCUUAUGGAAAAUCCGUGUGUACACAAAAUACGGAACGACGACGACGAACCAAGUAAUACCUAGUACGUACCAACAACAACAACACAAAUUAAAAAAGGAAAACCAAGAAAAUUCUCUGUGGAUCAACACAUGGAUACUCAACAAAACAUCAAGUAUCUAUAUCUUUUGGGGCAUGAUUUUCAUUUUCCAAUCCUAUGGAUUCAGUUAAGAUGUAAUAUUCGCCCGGUUCGAAUGUCUUUCCAUACGGACGACCGACGACGUCGUGGUUAUUGUUGUUGCUUAUGAAAAUUCAAACUCUUCUAUAAUAUAUCUAUUCAUAAUUGUAAUACAAAAAGAAAAAUUAAAUUGAUAUCAAUUUGAAGAAUACAGAAAAAAGAAAAACAAAACCAAAAAAUUGUUGAAUGUUGUUCCUUGAUGAUUGAAUCCUUUGCAACUUUUGCCUUCUACAAUUUAAUUUAUAGAUUCGUGUCUUUUAGUUCUUAUUCUUCUAUACUUUCGUGUUCCGCGCGAGUUCUUGAGAAUAUAAAAAAAAAUAGAUAAAUGUGAAGAAAAUUUUCCUUUCCAAGUGUAAUAUUUAGAUAUAAAAGUAUCUAAGAGAAGUGCUCAGUGCUCCAUUUAGAAUUGUGCGUGUGUUGCAGUAACAACAACAUCCUCGAGUUAGGAAAAUUGUUUUCCUUUCUUUAUUUUUGCUUUCGACAUUUCAGAAGAAAAAUUAUGAAAAUAAAAGCUUACUUCGAAGGAAUAAAUUGAAAAAAAUCUUAUCUUUCGAUAAAAAGAUAAAAAUCCUUUGGAGUUUUUCCAAAAGUGCGUGUAUGUUGUGACAUCAGGACACAGCAACAAUAAUAUCUCCAUAAAUAAUUUCAUUUCAAGCUCGAUUAAAAUCUUAACAAACAUUAAAUUUGUAUUCCAAGAAAGUACGAUGGGCCACUGUAAGUGGCGCCCAACAGACAAUGCCAACUCUGAUGCCCUAUGUUAUUGCUGCAUUGAAUUAACUAAAGAAAUUACAUGAAUAAACAGAAUAAUUUAAUUCAUCAUCACGUAAAUUUAUUGCUCGCUACACAUUUCACGGUUCAUUCUUCUUUUUUUUUAAAUUGAAAUGUUAAAAUAUUUAAAGAACCAAAACAAGAAUUUCUUGAAAUAAUUGUAAAAUUAUGUGCCAAAUUGAAUUAAUCUUCCAAUUUAUCGCCGUACUUCGUUGUCAUCGUGUCGUACACAAUUGUAAUUGUAUUUGUCGUUGUAAAAUUGUUCGUAAUGCUGCACACCGACGACAACCUCAGCCCGCAUCAUCAUCUUCAGCAUCAUCAUCUUCAAUCAAUCCACCACAAUUAGAUAUUUAAAAAUUGUAAACACAUUAGUAUAAAUUUAUUGUAAAUAAAAGCAGAUUAAAAUAAAAGAAAAACUUAAACAAAAAACAUGUACAUAAAAGCUAUUUAAAGCCAUAUUUUUUUCCUAAAAAAAGUGGUUUUCAAAACAGCAAUCGAAAAGUCGGAUAGACACGGGUAAUAAUUUCAAAACCAAAAAUAGCAACAACUAAAAUAUAAUAAAUAUAUAUAAACAAAACUAAUACACCUAAUUAUACGGAUAAUUAAUUAAAGAAAAAUCAAAAUAUUUAAUCAAAAAUUAGAUUCUAAGCAAUAAAACAAAAAUUAAAAAAUAUAAGAUUAAUAUCCAAUUUCGCUUUAUACAAAAAUAAAAGAAUCUCAAUGUUUAAUAAUAAUAAAAAAAAGAUUGUUUUUUAGAUUAAAUUGUUUUUAUUUUUAAAUUUCUUUUCGAAAAAACCGAAUUCGUCGGGACCAAUCAGAGUUAAUUAAAAAAAUAUCUAUCUAAGGAAAGUUUUAACUACAUUAUUGCUGGGAGAAAAAUAACAAAUAUUAAGGGGAGGAAGUAAUUAUAAAUUAUAUUCUUUAAGUAGAGUUCAAAUCCGAUAAUAAUAAAACCAAUAUAAAAAUAAGUUAACCAAAAGAUAAGCAAUAAUAUUGUUGAACGCUCCCUCCCACCUAGUAUCUCUGACACUGUGUAUAGACAAAGAUAUAUGUAGAAUAAAUAUCUAUAGUUUUCAUAUAAAUAAAUAAAAAUCAAUUAAAACGUCCACCGUGAAAAAUUAAUAAAAAAAUUAUACUCACUCAUAAUUUCAACUCAAAUCACAAUUAGAAUAAAAAUUCAACAAUGGAUUACAUGCAACAAUUUGCAUCGGCAAACAUCAACAGCAACAUCAACACUGGCAACAUCAGUACCGAUGACUUUUUGGCCAUUUUCUCAUCGUCAAGUCCAAGUCCAACGGACUAUCAAAUCAAUAUCAAUCAAUCAACUUACGCCUCUGCCGCUGUUACCGCUGCCGCUGCCGCCUCAACAAUCUCAACAACAUUCGGUUCGAGUCAAUCUGGAUCGGGAUCACUUAAUACCGAUCCAGCUGCCUCAGUGUCGUCAGCCAUUUAUGGCACAACGACAUUAUCCUUCAACGAUACCCUGCUAUUUAUCAACAACAACUUCAAUACGAACAGUAAUUAUUUCUUCACGAACAACAAUACGCCUAACGGUAAUGUAACGACCACGAUACAAUAUAAUGAUACCUAUCCAAGUGGCUAUACGUUGACGCACAUUAUUAUCGCGUCGAUAAUCGUUACGAUACUAAUGAUUAUUAUUGUGGUGGGAAAUAUGUUGGUGAUAAUAGCGAUUGCAACGGAAAAAUCGUUGAAGAACAUCCAGAAUUGGUUUAUAGCCUCAUUGGCGGUGGCGGAUUUCUUUUUGGGGUUGAUUAUAAUGCCGUUUUCUUUGGCUAACGAAUUGAUGGGUUAUUGGAUAUUUGGUAGUUGGUGGUGUGAUAUUCAUUCGGCAAUGGAUGUCCUUUUGUGUACGGCGUCGAUAAUGAAUUUGUGUUUGAUUUCGUUAGAUCGGUAUUGGAGUAUUACGAAGGCGGUUGAGUAUUUGAAGUCGAGGACUCCGGCGAGGGCCGCACUCAUGAUUGCAUUUGUGUGGAUAAUGUCGGGAUUGAUAUGUAUACCACCGUUAUUGGGAUGGAAGGUGAAGCGACCGGAGGGUGAUUUGCCUCAAUGUGCGCUAAGUGAAGACAUUGGAUAUGUUUUAUAUUCAGCAUUAGGAUCAUUCUACAUUCCUAGUUGUAUAAUGGUUUUUGUAUAUAUUCGAAUAUAUUUUGCUGCAAAAGCUAGAGCGAGACGAGGUAUUAAAAAACAGCCAAGGAAACCACCCAACGAGCAGAUGACAAGCUUCACAACAUCCACCAAGGGAACAAUUCCAAUGCCAAGUAUACCUGGUACAUCAGCAGCGAACAUUCAGCGGCAAAUAGCAACAAUCGAAGCCCAACCAAACGCUGUAAUGCCCAUUCCUACAGUUACCUGUGAUCUAGCCUCGGAUAUAUCAACGAGUGAGGCUGCCGAAGUUGAGACACAUCAGCCACCGCCACCCUAUUCGGGCCAUCCUGAGAGUGGGAUGAACGGCAACGACAAGGAGACCCUGAAGGUGAGCACAAUAGCGACGACGCACAAUGCAUUCAAUGCGCUGCCCCCACCAUCAGGCCUGGCGCCGCCGCCCAACUCUAAUUCCACUAAACCCGGCGCUAUGAACAAUAACGGCCUGACGACGACGUCAUCGCCAAACGAACUGAAAGUAUCGCCAGUGAUAGCCGGGCGAUGUCGAGCACUGUCGGUGGGCAUCGACACCGAUAUGGUCAGCGAAUUCGAUCCGUCGAGUUCGGACUCGGGAGUUGUGAGUCGAUGUGCAGUUGUGAAGCCGCUGAAAUUCCGACUUUGUCAGCCAAUAUUCGGACGCAAGAAUCAGCGACGGAACGAGGCAAAAACAGCGGCGGUUAAAGUUAGCAAACCCUCCGAAACAGCCGAACUAGAACCAGCCAUUCCUAAGGUACAAAAGCCCCGCGACCCAGAGAAGGAGAAACGUCGGAUAGCCCGGAAGAAAGAGAAGCGUGCAACUCUUAUUUUGGGAUUGAUUAUGGGCAGUUUCAUCGCUUGUUGGCUGCCAUUCUUCUUCCUUUACAUCCUAAUGCCUGCCUGCAAUACACAUUGUAAGAUACCGGACUCAGCGUUUGCCAUUGCAUUCUGGCUGGGCUACAUGAAUUCGGCCUUGAAUCCUGCCAUCUAUACGAUAUUCAACAAAGACUUCCGGAGGGCGUUUCGACGUAUAUUGUUUAAGUGAUGUUUGGCUUAUGUGUGCUGUUAUCGGUGCGUUCAUGCCAGUAUCGAAAAGGCCACUGAACGCGCUAUGGGCGGCACACCUAUGAGCUAUGGAAUGUACAACUACCGGCGAUAGAUUGUAUGCGCUGUUGUUUUGUGGCAAAUAUUGUGCACACUCAACAACAACACCAUGAAAAAAGCUUCUAUCUCAGAACAUGUUUCUUCCAACUAUAGCGCCAACAAUUUUUAUGUUUUCUUAAUUUAUUUUUUAAAUAAGCAGCACCGAAUCCCAUCGAUACAAACAGAAAAUAUUCACUAUAAUAUUAAAAUACUAAUAAAUCUAACUGACUGUUAAAAAAUCAUCCAAAGAAGCAUCGUUUCCGACAAAAACAAAAUAAAGAAAAAAUGAAAACAACUUCCGUAGAUAGAAAACACAAUUUUGAAAAAAAAAAAUAAAAUUGAACUCUUGUCUGACUGAACAUGAUUUGAAUUGAAUAAUUUUAAUAAAAACGACAAAUUUUCUAUUUCUAUAAAAAAAACAAUUUAAAAAACAAAGAAAAAUAUAUUAAAUAUGUAAUUGUAUAUGAAGAACUCGCGCUAUGUGUAAAAAUUAACUUAUAGUUCAUAAUUUUAAAUGUAAAAAUAUUAUUUUUAAUUGUUUUUUAUUUAAUUUUCCAAUUAUUUUUUAAAAACACAAGAAAAACCAUA
Messenger RNA from Eupeodes corollae, 4883 nucleotides. RefSeq names its product alpha-2Db adrenergic receptor (gene Octalpha2R). Gene Ontology annotation, biological process: adenylate cyclase-activating adrenergic receptor signaling pathway. Gene Ontology annotation, molecular function: G protein-coupled amine receptor activity. Lineage: Eukaryota; Metazoa; Arthropoda; Insecta; Diptera; Syrphidae. Gene Ontology annotation, cellular component: membrane. Bases 2197 to 4197 code for a protein of 666 amino acids. The record is from RefSeq and is a predicted model, not a curated record. The transcript is spliced from 4 exons.